Penicillium salamii is the source of this 1983-nucleotide messenger RNA. Lineage: Eukaryota; Fungi; Ascomycota; Eurotiomycetes; Eurotiales; Aspergillaceae. The record is from the annotation of a GenBank genome assembly.
AUGACUGCGCUUGCUGCACCCAUGAUGAACGGUCAUGAAUCCGGGGCGGAAAACGGGACAGAACAUAGCCCGAACCGCUUCACGGCAGUCAAUGGCAGAGAUCCAGCUCCUGGGAGCGGUCCUCAUCCUGGCGAGCGUGGAUUGGCAGAAAGACCCAGCUUAGAUGCCAGUCAGCGGUAUGAACCGCGGGGAAGUCUCGCCAAUGACCAGGAGCAAGGGCGACAGUCCCCAAGAUCAUCAUCCCCUAACUCGCACAAGACAAAGAGAAAGAGGUCUGAGUCGCGGGAUCAGGAUUCCUCUAAUCCUGAUGCUAUGAACACCAGUCCGGUGAACCGAUCUGCCGACAUUCACCAUGCCAACCAUAGUGGCAGUACGGCGGGGUCUGUGGUAGACAUGGACCGUGGCAAUCACUCCGCGACACCAUCUCACCGGUCUGAAGGCAAUGAGAUGGGCCAGACGUCUGCCAAUAGUCCGUGGUCGGAACAUGAUUCCCAGUUGAUCACGCAGGCCCAGCGAGCCCAGCAAAUGGACCCCUCAGAUGCCCACCUGGCAGAUGCUCUGCAACGCGAAGCAGGCCAUGAACGGGGUACCAAUCGAUCGACUCCGGGCUAUCAGCAAGCUUCUUCUCCUGGCUACGGGCCAGAUCGACAUGGAGCGCUACAGGUCGCCCCAAAGAGAAAGCGAGUGUUUAGUAAUCGAACAAAAACAGGUUGUAUGACCUGCCGUCGCAGAAAGAAGAAAUGCGACGAGCAACAUCCAGCAUGCAACAACUGUCUCAGAGGCGGCUUUCUGUGCGAAGGUUAUUCUUCGCGAAGCACCUGGCAGAAGCCAACGAGCGCAAAAGCACCAGUUCCUCUGCAAUCUAAAGAAGGCUACUCCGAUAUCAACAGCCCGUACAUGCAAGAAACACCACGUCACCAAGACCGACAACCCAGUAUGCCAGAACAUGUGGAUCCUGUCAAGAUAAGACCUCUGGGAGUUGAGGAUGGCGAACGCCCUGUACAACCAUACAACACCAGCCCAACAACCACAUCAUCCACUCCCGGGUGGUCAAAACAACCAUGGCCAUCCGCAAGCGCUGGCCAUCCUUCUUAUGCCGAACCAGUUUCAAAAGUCCCUUAUCGCGAAGUCCCCUCCAUCCAUGAACUAUCUCAAGAUAACCGGUCCAAACCGGACUACCCAGUCAUCUCAUCAAUUCGGGAUCUCGGUCACGCAUCCCACCCAAAGACCACAAUGCCUCUAUUUCAGGGCGGUGUUGAGCAACGGACAUUGCCCCCGGCAGCCGUGGACACACAUAGUCCACAGAUCCAAGCUCGAAUGGCAUUGAACAUGGAGCACCACAUGUCCGGCCGAGCUGUUUCAAGCGAAGACACCGAGAAGGAGAAAAUGAUGAAAGGCGAAUUAUACCGCCCAUUCGACGUUCACCUUGUUGAAGAUCGGGAUCGUUGCCGAGGCGCACUGUGGAGAUUCAAUAAUGCCAGCAACCCGCUCGCCGGGGUGAGUUCGAAAGAGCAAACCCGACUACUGAAGGAGAUCAUUGUACCGCCAGCGAACUCAGUUGUUAACUCGCCAGUCAUGGGCGCGCCCCGCUCUCUCGGUUCCAUCGGCCAGGGUGUGAUUGUCGAAGCGCCAUUCAUGUGUCACUAUGGAUACAACAUUCAUCUCGGAGAGGAUGUGAUGGUCUCCGAAAAUUGUUUGUUUGUGGACGACUGUGUUAUCCGUGUCGGCGCACACACGUGGAUCGGUCCGAAUGUCAAAGUGCUCAGCGCUCUUGCUAAUCCCAAUAUGCAGGAGCGCAAGGGAUCGCAGAGUCGUUACCAAGGCCGCCAGGUUACGAUUGAAGAAGACUGUUAUGUAGGUGCGGGGAGUGUUAUAUACCCUGGUGUUCGUCUUCACCGGGGCGUUUAUAUAGGCCCAGGAGAAAUUGUCAAACAGGACAUUCCAGCAUAUGGGUUUCUAGGGACGAAACCCACUUUUAUGUGA